AUGCUGCGUGUCUGCAGUAUUGCAGGGGAAGAGCUGGCUUCCGUGAGCACUCAGGAGGUUAAACACAUCAGCGCAUUGAAGCACAUGCUGAGGAGGCUGCAUGGUUUUCCUCUCUGCAUGCAACGGCUUCUAUCUGAUAAUGGCAGCAUUUUGAAUGAUUCCUUGAAGCUGGAGGGCGACGCUGAGAUACAGCUGGUGUUGCUAUCCCUCUCCACGGGCAACCUUUGCAAUGAAGCUGCGCUGGAGCUCAUCUCUUGCGCCUCAGAACCCGGUCACCUAAAGACAGCGCGAAUGUUGUUGGAGGCUGGUGUUAACAAGGACAUAUGCCGUCAGCGCGGCAAAACAGUUCUCAUGCAUGCGGCGCAAAACGGCCAGCUGGAGAUUGCUCAAUUGCUAGUUGAAGCCAGUGCUGACAUUGACGCGCGAGAUUGGGCCCGCGAGACAGCUCUCAUGUACGCUUGUGACAGUGGACAUGUGGAGAUUGUUCGGUUGCUUUUGGAAGCUGGUGCGGACAACGACCUGUCUGAUCUGAAUGGCAAUACAGCUUUAGUGCACGCAUCUGCAAGAGGACAUGCGGAGAUCUCACGUUUGCUCAUGCCUAGAAGAAAAUUCAAGGUCAUCUAG
Symbiodinium pilosum is the source of this 624-nucleotide messenger RNA. The record is from the annotation of a GenBank genome assembly. Lineage: Eukaryota; Dinophyceae; Suessiales; Symbiodiniaceae.